Molecule: messenger RNA, 987 nt
Organism: Rhipicephalus microplus (southern cattle tick)
Lineage: Eukaryota; Metazoa; Arthropoda; Arachnida; Ixodida; Ixodidae
Product: cytochrome P450 3A43
Molecular function (GO): iron ion binding; oxidoreductase activity, acting on paired donors, with incorporation or reduction of molecular oxygen; heme binding
Source: RefSeq, a predicted model, not a curated record
UUUAUCGCAGUGGGCUUUUGCUGAUACGCUCAUGUGCAGCGUUCGGGCAUAUACCUCGACAUACGCUUCUCGCUUCGUGGCAGGGUGUUUUGUGGGAAGCGCGGUACAUCGGCAAUGUGGAGCAUCCUCGGCGCCCUGCUUGCCAUAGUUGUCGUUCUCACUAUCCACGGCAUCGGUCGCUGGUUUAUCAGCCGGCGCCGUGCCUGCUUCGAUGCUUUCGACGGCACGGGAGUUCCAACCGUGCCUCUACUGAGCUUAAUCAGUGGCAAUAGUCAAGAAUUCUGGAAACCAACUUCCAUAAAAAGGAUCGAUCAAUGGCUGAACGAAUAUGGCGAUGUGUUUGGUUUCUUUAUUGGUGACGCGCCAUUCAUGGUGGUCAAGGAUCUGGACAUGAUAAACGAUAUAUUCAUCAAGGAGUCAAACAACUUCUCAGGACGUGGACACAUGUUCAACAUGCAAGAGCGGCAGCCAAUCUUCGCUAAGUACAUGAUCUUCGCGAAGGGUUCUUUGUGGAAGAUUUCUCGAAAUUGCAUGUCACAGUUUUUCACGUCAUCCAAGCUCAAAGCGGUGAUGCCCUCACUGCUGCACGCCCAACAGCAGUUCAUUGAUAUCCUGGGUGAACACUCGGACAGGGAAGUUGAUGUCGACAUCAACAACCUCUGCGAGCGCUUCACUUUCGACGUGAUCGCCAAGGCGGCUUUCGGCAUUGACACAGACGUACAACGGAACCCCGAGAACCCUUUGUUCAAGAACUCACUGGCUGUCAUUCCGACAGUCACUACGGGUGUCUUGUAUCACCUUGGCCAAAACCUCUACCACUGGCCACGGCUGCUAAGCGGUCCUUCCAGGCUUUUAGGAGCCAUCUACGACAAUCCUAUGGUUGAAAUGACAAAAAAGGCUGCAGAAAUCAUCAUGUACCGGAGGAAGAACCCGCAGGUCUGUAUGUUUAUAGAUUCUACUAGGUAUGUGAUGCUUGUUUGGGAGUGA